This is a messenger RNA of Closterium sp. NIES-65, 969 nucleotides long. The record is from the annotation of a GenBank genome assembly. NCBI's taxonomy places the organism in Eukaryota, Viridiplantae, Streptophyta, Zygnematophyceae, Desmidiales, Closteriaceae.
AUGGCUCGGAUGCCAGGGCUGCUCGUGGCUUUCCUUGGCGCUGCCAUCGCAGUCAUCAGCAUGAUGCCACGUGGCAGGGAUGCUUGUUGGCGUGCGUCAGUGGCAGAGGAUCUUCCAUGCGACACCAACAGUGACCAAGAGAACCACGCUCUCAUGCUGCCCUCUCCUUCCCUCGCUCAUCUCAAUGACACUGCCACGUCUCAGAAUGCCACAUGCGGGUCUCCUACACAUGCCCACUCAGUUGCCACCUCUUCUCACCCUGCCGCUACUCUCAACAUGCCUCCUCAGUGCCGCCAAGUCCUGAGCAUGGGUGCAUCAGCAGGGCUUGGCUGUGACGGCUGGGCUGAUGAACCUGAAGAGUGCAACCAAGUGCCUCCUGGUAUGCCAUGCGCUCUGCCCUCCACACCUGCAGCGCAGCCCUGCCUUUUGACCCCUUCCCUUUUUAUGCUUUCCCUAUUUUCCGUGCAUCUGCGCAUUCCUCUCCCGUCUCGCCGCCUUCUCUCAUCACCACUCAUCCCGCCUUCCCUUCCCUGCCGUCGCAUGCUGCAGUCGCGUGAAGCCUCCCCUCUGCUGCAUAGCCUCAUGGCGCAUAUCGCUUCCGGGAUGAUGGGAGUGGGUGAGGCUGUUGCGACUGCCAUCGUGGGUAUGGCCGGAACACUUGAGUGGAAAGAGGCGAUGGAGCUGAAGAUGAGUAUGCUUGGAGGGCAGAUGGAAGAGACAAGGAGGGAGUUGGCAUCAACCAAGGGAGAGUUGGAGGAGGCCGAGAGGAGGCGAGUGGCGGAGAUGAGGACGAUGAAGGAACACCAGGAUGCUGUGAUGCAGUUGAGGGUUGAGGAGGCAAUUGGGAAGUGUGACGGCGAUGAGAAGAAGGCGUGGCAGCUGACUGCCCUCACUCAGCUGAUAUGCCUGGGGCUGCCAGAAGGAGGGCAAGUUUUCAGUGUGGAUCUGCGCAAGCGGAUUGGCAUGUAG